GGGCAGACCACCCCAGCGUCCUCCGCAGCUCAGCAUGUGGGCCAUCCUGCUGCUCGCCUGCCUGGCGUCGCCGGCGCCGGCCGCCGCCGCCGAGCCGCUCGAGAUCGGCCUCCAGUGCGCCGAUGUCGUCUGCGCCGGAAACGCCACCUGCAUCAUCAAAGUCAGCAACGGCGAGCCCGUCUGCCUCGGUCGGACGAAGAAAGGCACAUGUCCGUUCACCCAGCUGGCCAGCUGCAACGAGAUCCAGAUGAUGUGUAUGGAGGAUGACGACUGUCCGGGCCGCAAGAUCUGCUGCCAGAGCGACUGCCAACCGCGCGAAGACUUGCCGAAGCCGGGCCACUGCCCGUCCCGCUUCGCGUUCGGGCCGUGUGUGCACGAGUGCAGCGAGGACGGCGAGUGCCCAGGCAGUACCAAGUGCUGCAGCACCGGCUGCGGCCGCAUCUGCUCCUCACCCUACCUGGCCAAGGCCGGCUCAUGCAGUGUUCCCUCGGGCGGCGGCGGCAGCUGCGCCAUCGAGUGCAGCAUUGACGAUGAGUGCAGCGGCGACCUCAAGUGCUGCUCCUCUGGCUGCGGCCGCUCCUGCCAGCCGCCCGCCGGCAACCACAUCUGCCCCAGCGGCACCAGCUUCUUCAACAAGUGCAACCUGUGCACGUGUGGCAGCCCACGCGAGCCCGUCGACUGCGAGAAGAAGGCCUGCGCGCGAGAGAAGCCCGGCUACUGCCCAGCUCUGUAUCUGCACGCCGCUAUCAAGAGCGAGGGAUGCGGCACCAGGUGCUAUGAUGACGAGGAGUGUUCCGGAGAAUCCAAGUGCUGCGACAUCGCAGGCUGUGGCCAGAUCUGCACGCCCACAGCGAAAGAGAGGCCGGGAAUCUGCCCGGUGGCGGAGGGCAACGACCCGUGCGGCGAGUGGUGCGAGCAGGACGCCGACUGCCCCGGCUCCGGCAAGUGCUGCCGCACCGGCUGCGGCAAGAUCUGCAAGCCAGCUGACGACCCGGGCUUCUGCCCUGCCCAGCUAGAGACGCCCCAUUGCUUCUUCCGCGACGACCAGUGCAUCGGCAACAAGGACUGCCCCGGCAAUGAGAAGUGCUGCGACUCGCCCUGCGGCAGGAAGUGCUCCACACCAGUCGGCGAGAAGCCCAACUUGUGUCCGAACGAGGAGAACCUGACGCUGAGGCCGGGCAUGUUCUGCCAAACCGACCACCAGUGCCCGCACGAGCUCAAGUGCUGCAAGAACAGCGACGGCGACAUGGGAUGCGUGCAGCCCACCGAAUACAGGACCUCCUGUCGCAACAUCAAGUGCUCCAAGAGCGGCUAUUACUGCAUCGACUCGGCCAAAGGACCGGAAUGCGUUAACAGGCCGAAGACGACGUGCGCGGAGACUGUGUGUGACGAGGACGCCAGCUGUCUACAGAAGCACGACGUGGCCGUAUGCGUUUCUCACACCAAGGUGGGGCACUGUCCUUUGAUCGCCACCGCCCUGCGGCCGUGCAAGAAGGCCCGCGUCCUCUGCGAAGUGGACGAAGACUGCGAAGGGGACGACAUCUGCUGCACGGCCGGCUGCGUGCGGCGCUGCGUCAAGCCACUGAGGACGGACUGCGCCUCGGUGGGCGCCUCCCUGUGCCGCACCGCAGGCUACGUCUGCCAGGACACCCCCAACGGAGCGGUUUGCGUCGAAGACCUGUACACCUGCGACCAUAAGCGCUGCCCCAGCGGCUACGUGUGUCACGAGAGCUUCACCGGCGCCCGCUGCGUCAAAGAACGCGAGACCUGCGCGACCAAGAUCUGCGCUCCAGAUGAGGACUGCUAUGAGGAGGAGGACGGGGCCAUCUGUGUCCAGGCGUACGUGGCCGAAGGAUCAAUCAACCAAGAGGUCAAGGCCGGCAAAUGUCCGCCGCUGAGGCCGGGCGCCUACCGCGGCGACUGUCAGGACGAGUGCAAGUACGACUCCGAGUGCCCCAAGCAGCAGCGCUGCUGUAACAACGGCUGCGCCAAUGUCUGUCUCGACCCCGUCUUCAGGAAGACCUGCGACGACUUCGACUUCCAGUGCCAAGAGGGACACGCCUGCAUAGACGACCCUGCCAAGAUCAAGGACGCCUACUGUGUCAACACGACCAACAAGGUGGGCCGCUGCCCGGCCGAGGAUCUGUGGGACCCGAAGACGAGGAGCUGCGAGGACGAGUGCCGCUUCGACUUCCAGUGCCAGGGAGACGAGCGCUGCUGCUUCAACGGCUGCGCCAACGUGUGCGUGCCGCCCGACCUGCGCAGGCGCUGCGAGGACCAUAACUGCGUGGAAGGCUACGCCUGCGUCGACGACGGCGUCAAUGACGCCAAGUGCGUCAGCAAAGAGCCGCGGGACGGUCGCUGCCCCAAGUGGACGCCGGACCAGUACAAGAAGUGCGGGGAGGACGAGUGCCAGUACGACUCGGAGUGCCCGGACAACUUCAAGUGCUGCAACAACGGCUGCGCGAACGUGUGUGUGGCGCCCGACCUCCGCAAGCUGUGUGAGGACAUCAGCUGCGAGCCGGGCUUCGCGUGCAUCGAGAACCCGAUCGGUGACGCGGAGUGCUUCGACACAGCCGAAAAGGACGGCCUCUGCCCGAAGAUCUCCAACGACACGCAGCCGCGCGGCGGGUGCAGGGACACGUGCAAGUACGACUCCCAGUGCGCCGACAACUCCAAGUGCUGCUUCAACGGCUGCGCCAACGUCUGCCUGCGGCCCCGCAAGCCGGACUGCGAGCAGAUCAAGUGCAAGGUCGGCUUCCGCUGCGACGAGGACCGCUCCGGCAACCCCAUCUGCUCUCCCAUCCCUUGCAAGCAGGAUGGUGAAAUUAUUGAUAUUGAGUGUAACAGCUGCACCUGCAUCAACGGCUUCUUGCUCUGCUCCCAGGAAGAGUGCCCACCGGUGAAACCGGGCUUCUGUCCGAAAUUGACCAAGGGCUACAAGGGCAAAUGCGUGGAGGACUGCGACAGCGACUACAACUGUGAAAAGGAGGACAAGUGCUGCUUCACAGGCUGCGGGCACACGUGUCAGAAGCCGGUGCCUGAGAUCGUCCAUCCGUGCAAGACGGUGCGCUUCCGGUGCGGAGACCUGACGCGCUGCGCAGCCACGCGCGGUCUCUGCCAGCCGGGCAAGACGUGCCCUCUGUCGCCGCUCUGCGUGAGCACGAACGACCCCUUCUGCGAGAGCUGCCCGCCGGGCAAGGUGUGCGUGCUGCAGAAAAGGUCAUGUCCCAGUGGCAACUGUAAAGCACAGCCCAUCUGCAUCCAGCUGUACAGUGACGACACCAUCUUCGAGGAGGACGAGGAGCUGGAGGAGGUGGUGGUCGCCAAGCAGAACCCCGUCAGGAGCGGCUGAAGCAGGCGGCGGACGCGCAGUGCAAUCUCCGCAGGGCUCAGCGAGAGACCCGCGGCCGGCGGGGGCGACGUGGGACUGCAGCGCCGGUCCCCGGACCCACGGGACCCGCGGCGGGCCGACCAGCGGCCGCCACCAGGUGUCGCCCCGCACCGGCGUUGGGCAUUGUCAUCGGAAUUUCAUCUCGGAAACCUGCCGGGGGACGUCUGCUGACGAGGCAUGAUGAGUCGGGUGCGGCGGCUCUCCGGGCCCAUGGGAGCUGAAAUUGAGUUGUUCGUGAUAUGUUGUACCAUUUUCAUAUUAUAUAUUGUGUGUGACUUGUGUAUGUCAGCAGCGUUCCCGCGCAGACAGCGAACGUGCGUGUCACCUGACCAAUAGCUCGAAUCAUCUGUCUUUUGGUAGCCCAUAGUCGCUUCGGUCUACUUUCCAGACGCGUUUGCACAUUGUGCUUCCUGUAUGAGUAACGCUACACUUUCAACGGAUAACUUAAACUGCAGCUAAUUUAAACGACGCUUUUGGAAUACACGGUGUCCUCAAGGUGAUCGUCUCUUUGUUGCCAAC
This is a messenger RNA of Pollicipes pollicipes, 3913 nucleotides long. Its product is annotated as cell death abnormality protein 1. Gene Ontology annotation, molecular function: serine-type endopeptidase inhibitor activity. The transcript is spliced from 23 exons. Lineage: Eukaryota; Metazoa; Arthropoda; Thecostraca; Pollicipedomorpha; Pollicipedidae. Gene Ontology annotation, biological process: antibacterial humoral response; innate immune response. Gene Ontology annotation, cellular component: extracellular region. Bases 35 to 3355 code for a protein of 1106 amino acids. The record is from RefSeq and is a predicted model, not a curated record.